This is a messenger RNA of Cyprinodon tularosa, 3900 nucleotides long. RefSeq names its product contactin-associated protein-like 2. NCBI's taxonomy places the organism in Eukaryota, Metazoa, Chordata, Actinopteri, Cyprinodontiformes, Cyprinodontidae. The coding region runs from base 147 to 3563 and encodes 1138 amino acids. The record is from RefSeq and is a predicted model, not a curated record. The transcript is spliced from 24 exons.
CUCGCUUCCUAAGGCUCAUCCCAGUUGCCUGGAGUGAAGAGGGACGCAUUGGUCUCCGCAUUGAAGUGUAUGGAUGUUCCUACUGGGCGGACGUUAUCAACUUUGAUGGACAGGGAGUCAUUUCAUAUCGUUUCAAGGUGAAGAAGAUGAAGAUUAUAAAAGAUGUGAUCGCAUUGAGAUUUAAGACAUCAGAGAGCGAGGGUGUGAUUCUCCAUGGGGAAGGGCAGCAGGGCGACUACAUCACUCUGGAGCUCCGUAAGGCCAAGCUACUCUUGCAGAUAAACUUAGGCAGUAACCAGUAUGGCUCUAUCCUGGGUCAUACUUCUGUGACCACUGGAAGUCUCCUAGAUGACAAUCACUGGCACUCUGUGGUGAUUGAACGCUACCGUCGCAAUGUUAACUUCUCCUUAGAUGGACAUACUCGACACUUCAGGACUAAUGGAGAAUUUGAUCAUCUUGAUUUGGACUAUGAGUUAAGUUUUGGGGGGAUGCCAUACAGUGGGAAGCCUGUGGGAGGUGGAAGAAAAAACUUCAAAGGCUGCAUGGAGAGCAUCAACUACAACGGAGAUAACAUUACAGACCUGGCCCGUCGCAAGAAGCUAGACACUUCCAGCUUUCAGCGUAACCUGUCUUUCACCUGCGUGGAGACCCACAGCUUCCCCGUCUUUUUCAAUGCGACCAGUUUCCUGCAGCUGCCCGGGCGAGCCAAUCAUAACACAGUGUCUGUGGGCUUCCAGUUUCGUACAUGGAACCCUGACGGCCUUCUGCUAUUCGGUAAUCUUGAUGAUGGCACCCUAGAAAUCUCGCUGGAAGAUGGAAAAAUUAUUGUCCGGAUCAACGUUACGACAUCUGCCAGAAAUUACCGGGUGGACUUACUAUCAGGCUCCGGUCUCAAUGAUGGCCAGUGGCAUGCUGUACGUCUGGUGGCCAAAGAGAACUUUGCCAUGUUGACAGUGAAUGGCGAAGAAGCGUCCGCUGGGCGUUCCACCUCCCCUCUCAGCAUCACUACGGGAGGAACCUAUCACUUGGGAGGGUACUUUCUGCAAACACUGUUUCCACCAUCCCAGCGAUCCUUUCAGGGAUGCAUGCAAGCAAUUCUGGUGGACGAUCAUCCUGCUGAUUUGCAUGCAGUGGAAAAAGGCACAGUAGGGGCAUUCGAGAAUAUCAGCCUGGACAUGUGUGCAAUCAUAGACAGGUGUAUGCCUAAUCACUGUGAGCAUGGAGGCCGGUGUAAGCAGACGUGGGACAGUUUCAGUUGUAAAUGUGAUGGAACAGGAUACAGUGGAGCGACCUGUCACACAUCUCUCCAUGAGCCCUCAUGUGAGGCUUAUAAGCACCUGGGUAGGUCAUCUGACACCUACUGGAUUGACCCCGAUGGUAGCGGACCUCUUGGCCCUUUCAAAGUCAUCUGCAAUAUGACAGAAGACAAAGUUUGGACGACUGUAAUGAACAACCUACCCCCCAGGAUAGCGAUCACUGGCUCGAGCAGAGAGAAACGAACUGUCCUACAAGUCAACUACAGUACCUCUAUGGAUCAGGUGACAUCCAUCACAACCAGUGCAGAACACUGCGAGCAGGAAAUCACGUACAUGUGUCGCAUGUCCCGACUGCUCAACACUCCAGACGGGACUCCCUACACAUGGUGGGUUGGCAGAGGCAGUGAGAAACAUUUUUACUGGGGCGGAUCAGGACCUGGUAUCCAAAAGUGUGCCUGUGGCAUUGACAAAAACUGCACCAACCCCAAAUACGACUGCAACUGUGAUGCAGACGGCAAGCAGUGGAGGAAUGAUUCUGGUCUCUUGACAUAUAAAGAGCACCUGCCAGUUAGCCAGGUUGCUGUUGGUGACACAAACAGACCGGGCUCUGAGGCCAAACUCACUGUUGGACCACUCCGCUGCCAUGGAGAUAAUAACUACUGGAAUGCGGCAUCAUUCACCACCCCGUCAUCCUACCUGCAUUUCGCCACCUUUCAGGGAGAGACCAGCGCUGACAUCUCCUUCUAUUUCAAGACGAGUGCUCCCUACGGCGUCUUUCUGGAAAAUCUGGGCAACACUGACUUCAUCCGCCUGGAGCUCAAGUCUCCUACUGUGGUCUCCUUUUCUUUUGAUGUUGGGAACGGCCCUGUGGAGCUAACUGUGCACUCAGAAACGCCUCUCAAUGACGACCAGUGGCAUCGUGUGAUGGCUGAACGUAAUAUCAAAGAGGCAGUCCUCCAGGUGGACCAGAUCUACCGGACAUCCCGGCUAGCACCCGCACAGGGACACACACGGCUAGAGCUGUUUAGCCAGCUCUACGUGGGGAAACCAGCUGCACUCACCUGUCAAGACAGUGCUGCGGGGGGGCAGAGGGGGUUUCUAGGCUGUAUUCGAGCCUUAAGAAUGAACGGCAUCACCCUCAACCUGGAGGAGAGAGCCAAAGUGACGCCUGGGGUUAUGUCUGGCUGCCAGGGCCACUGUACCAGCUUUGGGAUGUACUGCAGGAAUGGAGGGAAAUGUGUGGAGAGGUAUAAUGGCUAUCUGUGUGACUGCACCACCACCGCCUUCAACGGCCCGUUCUGUACCAAAGAUAUUGGCGGUUUUUUUGAAGCAGGAACACUGGUCAAAUACAACUUCAUGCCUGAAGCAGUACAAGGGACCAGUAAAGACACAAAAGCCUUGACACAACAGCUGAUGCCAAAUGAUGUGAAUUUAACAAAGGAAGAGGUGACCCUUAGUUUUAGUACAACUAGUACUCCAGCUAUUCUUAUGUACGUGAGCUCCAAGAUGCAGGACUACCUCGCUGUGGUUUUGAGACAUGAUGGUUCUCUGCAGGUUCGGUAUAACCUUGGGGGUCUGAGGGAUCCAUUUGUAAUAGAUGUGGACCAGCGUAACCUGGCCAAUGGACAACCACACAACAUGAACAUGUCCCGUCACAACAGAAGUAUCUCCAUCCAGCUGGAUCAUUACCCUCCAGUCAGCUACAAACUUCCAGAGGCCUCAGACAUACAGUUUGACCUGGUAAAGACGCUGUUCCUAGGCAAGGUCUAUGAAACUGGACCUGUAGACCCCGUCCUUAUCGAGCGAUACAACAGCCCAGGUUUUAUAGGCUGCCUGUCUAGGGUGCAAUUCAACGGAGUUGCUCCACUCAAGUCUGCACUGAGGAAAGCUGAAGAAGCUCAGGCUGACAGUUACCCUGCAUCGGCCUCUCCUGUAUCCUACCAGGGCAAACUUGUACAAUCCAGCUGUGGGGCUUCGCCUCUCACCGUCCCACCAAUGUCUGCUGCACCAAACCCCUGGCCUCUGGACAACACACAUGCGGAGCCACCCUCCAAUGAGGAGCGAGUCAUUCCAGAUGGAGUUAACAGGGACUCCGCUAUCAUUGGAGGCAUCAUCGCCGUGGUGAUCUUCACCAUCCUGUGCACUCUGGUGUUCCUGAUCCGGUACAUGUUCCGUCACAAGGGCACCUACCACACCAACGAGGCAAAGGGCAGCGGCGAGUCAGCCACAGAGUCAGCUGACACGGCCAUCAUCGGCACCGACAACCCAGAAACUAUUGACGAAUCAAAGAAGGAGUGGUUCAUUUAACAGGCGGAUGAUGGAACUCAGAGAAAGCAGGAAAAUGCGAGACCAUCGUUCACAGAUGAAGUCUAAUCAUACGACCGAUCACUGGCGAUAAAGAGGAGUGACUGUUCAAAAGGACAACAAACUCCCUGAGAAGAUGAGCGAUGUGAGAUAUUUCUGUUCCUUUUUUAUAUCCAGAGUAUUAGAAAAAGAAAAGACACUGAUCCUGAGGAGCACAGCUGUAAAAGACUGUACAUGUAUAUACUAACCAGAUUAUCCUUCUUUGUAUUGUGCUUGGGAGUUUUCAGGAGUCUUUUGAAUACUGUGUGUGACAAAUAAUUACACUUACUGGGUGGUGUAA